This is a messenger RNA of Platichthys flesus (European flounder), 898 nucleotides long. Its product is annotated as chymotrypsin A-like. Gene Ontology annotation, molecular function: serine-type endopeptidase activity. The coding region runs from base 42 to 833 and encodes 263 amino acids. NCBI's taxonomy places the organism in Eukaryota, Metazoa, Chordata, Actinopteri, Pleuronectiformes, Pleuronectidae. The record is from RefSeq and is a predicted model, not a curated record. The transcript has 7 exons. Gene Ontology annotation, biological process: proteolysis.
AUAAAAGCUCCUCGCUCACCCAGACUCAUCACAAUCGCACCAUGAACUUCCUGUGUAUCCUCUCCUGCCUCGCCUUCGCCGGCGCUGCCUACGGUUGCGGCACUCCCGCAAUCUCCCCCAUCAUCACUGGCUACUCUCGUAUCGUGAACGGUGAGGAGGCGUUGCCCCACUCCUGGCCCUGGCAGGUGUCCCUGCAGGACUACACCGGAUUCCACUUCUGCGGCGGCUCUCUGAUCAGUGAGAACUGGGUUGUCACCGCUGCUCACUGCAAUGUCAGGACGUCCCACCGUGUGGUCCUCGGAGAACACGACCGGUCGUCCUCUGCUGAGGACAUCCAGGUCAUGAAGGUUGGCAAGGUGUUCAAGCACCCCCGCUACAACGGCUACACCAUCAACAACGACAUCCUGCUGAUCAAGCUGGCCUCCCCCGCCCAGAUGAACAUGCGCGUGUCCCCCGUGUGCGCGGCUGAGACCAGCGACAACUUCUCCGGAGGCAUGAAGUGUGUGACCAGCGGCUGGGGCCUGACCCGCAGCACCGCUGCCGACACCCCCGCCCUGCUGCAGCAGGCCGCCCUCCCCCUGCUGACCAACGACGAGUGCCGUCGCUUCUGGGGCAACAAGAUCAGCGACCUGAUGAUCUGCGCCGGAGCCGCCGGAGCCUCCUCCUGCAUGGGCGACUCUGGCGGUCCUCUGGUCUGCCAGAAGGCCGGCGCCUGGACCUUGGUCGGUAUCGUGUCCUGGGGAAGUGGAACAUGCACUCCCACGAUGCCCGGCGUGUACGCCCGUGUCACCGAGCUCCGCGCCUGGAUGGACCAGACCAUCGCUGCCAACUAAGCAUCUCAGAGCGUACCACUUUCUGUUUCAACCUGAUCAUCAAUAAAAAACAGAAACUCUGAAAA